This is a messenger RNA of Pelobates cultripes (western spadefoot toad), 766 nucleotides long. The record is from the annotation of a GenBank genome assembly. Lineage: Eukaryota; Metazoa; Chordata; Amphibia; Anura; Pelobatidae.
GCAUGUCGGCAGGGCUCCUGGCCGAAAACAGCAAAAUCCAAGAAUUAACCCCAAAAAACAGCAGUGCCGUACCAACUAAUCGACAACCCCACUGCCCCACACGAUGGGAAAACGAACUAAGAAACUAAAGGCCCACUCAGACGAGGGCACAAGAAGAAUAGGGGACAUAUUUCUGGCGCGGCCUAAAAUCAAAAUGGCGGCGACGCCUGAAUCCCUAGGCCACUCCUCGGAAGAGGAUCCACUGGAUUCCCCGGACGCCAUCCCCGAAGCAGAUGACCCAUUCUCGGCCAUACAAGUAGGUGACCUCGGGGCCCCAGCAACUAAGGGAGACAUUCUGGGCCUCCUGAAACACCUGCGCACCUGGUUCCGUACGGAUAUAGCACUGCUUCGCGAGGAGGUCAUGGCCGUAACAGACAGGGUGAAAGCCACGGAGGAGGAUAUCUCCUCCAUAGCACAGCGACAAACAAGUGCAACAGAGCAAAUACGACAACUCCAGGGCUCACACCAGGCCUUACAGGCCAGAGUGGACGCAAUGGACGAUGCCAGGAGACGUGCCAACGUCAAAGUCAGAGGCAUUGCAGAAACAGUUAAUGAAAGAGAGCUGCCCCACUUUAUCCGGCGCCUUAUAUCUGAGAUUAUGCAACCUAAGCAGGCGAAGACCCUACAAGUGGACGGAAUACACAGAUGGAGUCCCCCAGGGCACCAGCGGACGCACCCCGUGAUGUCCUUCUCCGUUUCCAGACCACCCGAGAUAAACAGGCCGUAA